Lobosporangium transversale is the source of this 430-nucleotide messenger RNA. RefSeq names its product Trm112p-domain-containing protein. Gene Ontology annotation, molecular function: protein heterodimerization activity. Gene Ontology annotation, biological process: rRNA (guanine-N7)-methylation; peptidyl-glutamine methylation; tRNA methylation. The coding region runs from base 52 to 423 and encodes 123 amino acids. The transcript is spliced from 3 exons. The record is from RefSeq and is a predicted model, not a curated record. Lineage: Eukaryota; Fungi; Mortierellomycota; Mortierellomycetes; Mortierellales; Mortierellaceae.
UUACUCGGACACCUGCUCACAAUAUAAACAUUUGUCAAAAACAUAAACGCCAUGAGACUUAUUACCCAUAAUAUGCUUCAAUGCCACGUCAAAGGCUGCAAUGCAAAUAACUUUCCAUUAGAGUUUCAGGAAGUUGAACUCGAGCAGGAGGAGGCAGAAAUGAACGAAGACUUUUUGAGGAAUAUGCUCACAAAACUGGAAUACGAUGCCCUUGUCAGUACUUGUCUCAAGCUCGGUAUUAACGAUCUUCCGGCAACUAUGCCCGCAGAUGCCGCCUACAAUGACGAAUUCCUUCAGAUCCUUCACCGCGUUAUCCUUGAGACGCAUGUAAAGUCUGGAAAAAUGAUCUGCCCAAACUGCAAACACAUUUACAAUAUUCGAGACGGCAUUCCCAACAUGCUUUUGGCAGAGCACGAAGUUUAGAACGCAU